This is a messenger RNA of Belonocnema kinseyi, 6549 nucleotides long. It is a transcript of the gene Dab, whose product is annotated as protein disabled. NCBI's taxonomy places the organism in Eukaryota, Metazoa, Arthropoda, Insecta, Hymenoptera, Cynipidae. The record is from RefSeq and is a predicted model, not a curated record. The coding region runs from base 237 to 5108 and encodes 1623 amino acids. The transcript is spliced from 7 exons.
ACCCCGCGAAAUAAGUUGGCCAAUUUUCGCGCGUUGUCGCGGCGCUCGCCGGGGCAAAGCAGGGCCGUGGUAGCAAGAACCCUUCGCAACCACUGCGUCGGUUACGUCUUAACGGGGGGUGCACUGUGCAUUCAAAGAUGAGCGAGUGUGUUGAUACCGAAAUUUAAAGGCCCUGCAAAGGGUGUGGUAUAAAUUUGGAGAACCUAUUCAUCACGCGCCAUAAAGCGCGAUUCCCGAUGCAGACUUUACGCAAAAGGAACAGCCCUUGCAAAUUCAAAAAUGAACCUACUAGAUUUUUGGGGGAAGGUGUAUCGUUCAAGGCAAAGCUGAUAGGGAUUUUGGAAGUUUCGGAAGCACGUGGAGAUCGAAUGUGCCAGGCUGCUUUGGCAGAUUUAAAAAUGGCCAUUCGAGCUGCUGGUGAACACAAACAACGAAUCACUGUCCAAAUCAGCAUCGAUGGAUUGCGGCUACGAGAUGAGAAAACCGGAGAUUGUCAAUAUCACCACCCCGUUCACAAAAUAUCCUUCAUUGCUCAAGACAUGAGUGAUUCCAGAGCUUUCGGCUACAUUUUUGGUUCACCUGACAUGGGUCACAGAUUUUUCGGUAUAAAAACAGACAAGGCAGCAAGUCAGGUUGUAAUAGCAAUGAGGGAUCUCUUUCAAGUGGUUUUUGAACUGAAGAAAAAGGAAAUUGAACUAGCGAAACAACACAUUGAACAAAAUACGAUGAAGUUCCACUCGCCUGGAAUUUUUGUAGAUCCAUCACCGGACACAAAGGUCAAAGAGAACGUGCAACCUAUUUUACCUCCACCACCAUCUUCAAGAAGGGGUCAUUUCGAACGCCAGCAAACGGUUCAGCCAACCUCUACUUCUUCGUCAUCCAGUCCGAUCACCACAGUCACUAGCAAAACUCCACCUCCCUAUGGUUCCGUUCAUUGGUUCGAUAAAGAAACAGAAGACCUCUUUAAUGAUGGAGAACUUUCAAGCCUUUCCAGGAAUCUCACAGGGGAUAAAGACAAGGAAAGUGAUUCCAGCACGCCUCAUAGCUACUACGCCAGCCAGCAAGUAGAUGUCUUCACAGAACUAGACCCUCUAGGAACCGGGUUGAUAAAACCGUACGUUGACAAGAAAGACUUCUUUCAACAUUUAAAGAAUCCCCCAAAGAAAGUAUUGAAAGACUUGGCUACUACAAGUUCAAACGACACCUUCCCUACAGACUUUAAGAUAUCGAAUAUCAGUGAUCCAAUAGAACCACUAAAACAACAAAAUAACGCUUCGAGUUCUGAUAACUUUGACGACAAUGGCUUUGCCAACUUUGAAAAGUUCAACGACAACGAAACAAAUCCGAGGACAAGUUCACCACUCCUAAAGAGGGAAUCUUCUCCCAGAAAUAAUUACCAGCCCCUAUCGGUUUCCCUUCCACCCGAGGAGGACGGACAGAAAAACCAUUCUGGUUCUACUUCAAACUCUUCAGUUUUGACUAAAAUGGAUAGAGAUUCAACUGAAUCAACGCAAGGUUUGAUUAAACUUCCUAGUCCUAGGAAAUACUUACAAUACUCCAGGAAAGAUUAUGGUGUUGAUCUCUCGGGAAGUAGGACUCAAUCUACGGAUAAACCUUUCCCGAUUGAUUUCUCUAGGACGAGUGAUUCUCCAGCUUCUCCCAUGAAAUCUGGCUCCUCAGAUGCAAAUUCUAGACUUUCUAGUUCCAGUGUCGAAAUGGACACUGUUCCCGAACCACCACCGAGGGGUUCUGGAAGCAUUCUGAUAAAUCCUCCACCACUUCCACCAAAGAAACAGAGUGCCAGAGGUGCGAUAAAACCUCCACCAAGGCCACCUUAUAGUGAGGGGCAUUUCCACUAUGAUUUUCUUGAAAAAGAAGAAUGUUCUCCUUCACCAACAAGAAAGAAUAAGAACAGAAGUCCAGCAAGAGACAUGAAGAGUCAAUUUGAUGAUAAUUUCAGUCCUCCGAUGCCACAACUACCGAAAAGAUCUGAGCAGACUGCCUUUUCGGAAUCAAAUUUUGAAGACUCUUUUAGCUCGAUUAUCCCUCCUUCUUUGUCUUUGCUUUUCCAAAAUUCUAAUUCAAAUAAAACUUCAUCUACUGAAACUAAAAAACCAAAACCUUCUUUGGAUAUUACUCUGAGUCAGUUGACAUCAUCAAAUCUUAGUGAAUUAGCAACAAGCUUGAAUAUGACUGUGACUGAAUUAACUAGUCUAACUCUUCAUCAGUUAACAACAUGUUUGUCCGAAUUGUCUGCCAAAGAAGCAAAGGUGAGUCAAAAAACCACGACUCCAGUCACAGAAAAAGUACCUCCCAAACCGCCGAUAUCAGCCAAGAUGGUAGAAACAGCCUUCGUUUCCAACGAACCAUUAUUCAAAGCAAACUUUGAUCAGGAACCAAAAACAUCGGAUAGUGCCUACGAUAAAUACGCUGUUUUUCGAGAGUUACUGGACACGGAGACUGUACCAAGUGUAAAUACAAAAGAAUUAGUGAAAAACGACAGUCAUUCAAUGGAAUCAGAUGUCCAGGAAGAAUCAAGACCUCCGGAGGAAAAGGAUGUGGAAGAGAAGAAUAAGAUGGAGAAUAUUGUGUCUUUGAAAAACCUGACUGUAAAGUUACCACCAGUUUCUGAAAGUUUAGUUAAAAACGAGCCAACGCCCGAUGAACAAGAAAUCCGUUCUGAUUUCCCUGACACUAAAAUAGAAAGUAUAAUAACGGAUAAGGAGGAAGACAAAGUUGAAGGGAAGAGACUUUCGCGUGAUUCUUCGAAUGACAGUGAGGAAGGCACUGAACAGGAGGACCCAGUUCAAGAAUGUAACGAAGUAGUAAAGGAUUCGAAAUCCAACAUUUUAGAGAAGAAGGAAAUGCCUUUAUGUGAGACGGAACCUCUACCAGAGAAGGUGGAAAUCAAGCAAUCUACGUCAACUUCAAGUGAUAGAUACGCAGCCUUAAGAGAGAUUAUCGAGGAGACCGAACAGACCUCCAUAAUGAAUGAGACGGAAUCUUCAAACUUUAUCAGUUCGCCACGUAGAACGUCACCUAUUAGAACUUCACCUCUUAAGACUUCUCCAAUCAAAUCCUCGCCAGUUACAACAUGUAAGUCAUCAGUUGAGGUAGAUCUAAUGAUCUUAUUCUCUGACAAUCUUCCGCAACCUUCAAUUAAACCUUCUACGAAGAUAGAAGAGGCAAAAAUGAUGGACAUAUUCGAGGAGAUCAAGAUGCUGAACGUGGAAACUCCAUCAGCAAUCAGUAAACCGAUUACUGGAUUUGAAGACGUCUUCUGUCCUCUUUCUGAUUCCAAACCAGGCAAGGAAAAUGCUAGGGAUGAAGAAAACUGGGCUAAAUUCGAGGCGAACGUUUUUCAAUCCGAAAAAUCUUACGGAGAGAGUCACGGUUCGGUUGGCGGAACUUCACCAUGGUCGCCUGACGGUAAGGAGUUUCUCAAGGAACCUCAAAUAAGAUCAGGAAUUCAAAGGAAUUCAGGCGAAAGUGACAAUGAAUGGAAAGACGAAGAAGAAAGUGAGGAGAGCAAUGGAAGAUACAGAGGGGAGGGAGGACCUUAUGGUAGACCACCAUUUGCAAUCGGAUUUGAAGAAAGGCUCUAUUACGAAGAGGGUAUGGAACCAGGAGACAAAGAUAGAAGCUUUAGAGAAAAGAUGGGAAGAAAAACAAGAGGAGGCGUACCAUGGGCAAAACCUGGUCACAGAGCUCGUGAUCCAACACCAUGGCACGAAGAUGCUCGAUGGGAGGAAGAAAGGAAGAGGUAUCUUCAUAGAAAGAUACCUUAUAAGGAUGAGGAGGAGUAUAAGGCUUAUUGGAAGUGCAGACCGAAGCAGAGACCUUGGAAUGGUGAUCGAGAAGGAUUCUGGCCUCAUGAUGAUCCCUAUUAUGAGGAAGAACAUGGCAAGAGGAGAUUGAUGUUGUGGAGCGAAGAAAGAGAUAGCAGGGAGAGUAGGGAUAAUAGAGAGGGUAGGGAGAGUCGAGAGGGUAGAGAUAGGUUUAGUAGUCAGGAAAGUAUGGGAUAUGAUGAUGAGGAGAGAUGGACGAGAAGAGAGUACGAGAGGAGAAGAUGGGAAGAGGAUGGAACUUUCUGGAAUCGACGGGCUCCGGAUGGUGAUUAUCCUCACAAGGAAGUCUUCAGGAAGCACGAUCCACAUUAUGCGAGAGAAACUAGGCAUUAUGAUUAUCCACCGGGUUGGGAAGAGGAGUAUGGACCUGAACGUGCGGAUGAUUCUCCUAGAUACGUCUCCAGGAAGAGACACUGGCCCAAAAGACCUAACAGUGCUAACGACGGGAGGAAUCUUGAACCUGUGUACGCAGAAGUGCGACCAAAAUAUACGGUUUCCAGGUCAGAAUGUAGUGAUAACGAUUCCGAUCCAUACCAUCGACCACACAGAUCAAGGAGUCGGGACAGCUAUUGGGGCAGCGACCAAGAAUUCGAAAGUUGGGUCGAGAGGCCCUACUGGUCCGAGGGCGCAGAUGUAAAGAACGAUUCCUAUCAAAAAAGAAGAAUGAACAGGCACAAAACGCGUCCUCAAACUAAUUCUCAAAAUUCUCCUUUCGAGGACGACUUCACCCAAACUAUAGAACGCAGUGAAGCUUCCUUGGACUCCUUAAGCGCUGAACCUCGAUCCCGGGUUGAGGUGGAACUGAAGCAUUCUCCAAGUCCCAGAAGUAGUAUGAAAGACAAUACGAAAAGGGACCCUAGGAACUACAAAGGGUCCAGCUACUUCGAAGACGAUCUUACUCCAACAGCAAGUGCUUCUAGUGAUACUUCUGACAGACCCAGACUUGGUUCUGAUCUCAAGGCCACUCCUGAGGAACUGCCUUCUGACAUUAAAGAUCCAGACAGUUUCGUCUCUGAAGACAGUGGCAGGGACAGCUUUUUCAAUGGCGAACAGAAGUUUGAUGAUGAUACUUUUACCUUUCGGUCAGAGUUAGAGGACCAAGUGCCUGAAAAGUCGACUACUCUACCUUUGAAGAACCCGAGACCAAAUAAGUAUGGCAACAAUAAAAUUAAGGGUGACCAGUAUAUCAAAAAGUCUGAGUCCGUCAAUAUCUUUGCUCGGGAAAAUGACCCGUUCGACGAUGACGAAUUCUUCAACUGAUCCAACGCCUCGAGUUCCAGAAAGAGAACUGGUUCUCCUCGCAUCACAUGGAAUCAGAGCACUCGCAUUACUUACUCGCGCCAUUCCCAAGGGACGUAAAAUGCUCCUGACUUUGACGUUUCUCACACUACGGAGUGAAGAAUGAUAUUUUUAUAUCGAUCAAAAAGAUAGAAACCUUUCUUGUUUUUCCUAGAGGAUUUUCGCGGACCCUCGGGUAUUGAUCUUCAAUCUACUGAAAUGUAAAAGGACCCAUGGAGAACCUUCUCUGACGACUGACGGGUACUUUGUUUCAAAUUUAAUUUUCAGUAGAACUCUUCUAGCUGUCCGGAAUCUGAAGUGUUUGGUAGCAACUAACUUAAGUUUUAUCUGUUUUUUAUCUUUACUUGAAAAUUCAAGAAUAGUGAUCGUUAUUCUUCAAGGACGUAAUCAAAAACCGGACAGCUAACAAGAAUCUGCUCUACUAGGCAAACGAAUCUAAUUAAAAUGUUAUGUGCAAUUUAGGAUGAUUGGAUACAUAAAGGACUUUAGAGAAAUCAAAGGACGUAUAAGCUUGAAAUUGUAUGAAUGUUAUUGUUAUACCUUUAAUUCUUUAGUGAAAUUAAUGUUUGCCCCGCAGUGCUGUGAGUGACAAAGAGAGCUAAUUUUCAGUCUAAUUUGAUUAAUUGUAAGAUGAGCUAAAAUGAAUAGAUCAUUCGCUGUCGAUUUAAACUGAAAAAUUCAACAGCUUAGAUUUUGCUGAUUCGAGAAUUUUUCCAGUGUAGGUUCAUCUAAAAACGAUUGAAAUAUAAUGAUUGAACAGAGAGAGAAGGCGAAUGAUCUUGCUUUAGCAUCAAAGCGAUUUUUCCUAAUGAAAAAAUAAAGAUUUGUUUGAAUAAACUAAAGAAGUUUGCAUAGCUUGUACAUCGCAAUCGUUUUGCAAUCCUUGAACGGAAAGUAUUGGAUUUAAAAAUCUGGGAAAUCGAAUCUAGUCAAUAAUCCCGAAUGUUUAAUUUUGAAAUAAACACUGAAGGAUGACAAUAUUUAUAUUUUCAUAGUUAAGUCUUUAAUGAGAUUUGUUGCUAAAACGAUUAAACCGAGGGUUAAUAGAACAUAAAAAUGAAGAAUCGAUUACCGAAGGUACUUUUUUACGAGUAAUAAAAAUAUAGCAAGAUCGAGAGAAUAAUUACUAAUGUUAUUUUCAAAAUCGCUCUAUACAAACAGGUAAAUCUAAAGACUAUUGUAACUUUUUGCUUUGAAAUGGAGCGAAUAAUUUUAAUGAUUUAAUGAAAGUGAAGUAUUUAAAUGUCGAAGUGAAACCUGUACGAAAUGUAUAUCAAGAAACUAUUCAUUGUAUAAAAUUUGGGCCUCGUAAUUCAUCAGACAGAUUAUCUUGCACAGAAACAUAAGACCACACCCUAAAAUAAAGACUCCAAGAAAAUAAUUAUUAGCAUAAAAACAAUAA